This is a messenger RNA of Daphnia pulicaria, 2253 nucleotides long. Its product is annotated as protein Wnt-10b-like. Gene Ontology annotation, biological process: canonical Wnt signaling pathway; cell fate commitment; multicellular organism development. NCBI's taxonomy places the organism in Eukaryota, Metazoa, Arthropoda, Branchiopoda, Diplostraca, Daphniidae. Bases 678 to 1919 code for a protein of 413 amino acids. The record is from RefSeq and is a predicted model, not a curated record. The transcript is spliced from 4 exons. Gene Ontology annotation, cellular component: extracellular region. Gene Ontology annotation, molecular function: frizzled binding; cytokine activity.
GGAGAAGGUUGAACCCGCUGUUCCGACUGGCGGCGGCAGCGGCGGCGGUGGUGAUGCUGUUGCUGGUGGGUCUCGCAAGCUGCGCGCUCCGUUAGAUUGAAUAUCUCACACAGUUAUGACAUUUGCCACGACGGCUUUGCAUCUCUCUCGCUCUCGCUCUUCCACCCCUUUUUUUUUCUUGAUUCAUCCUCCUCUCUCCCUCUACAACGCUCACUCACUCACUCGGCGCGCUCUCGCUCUCUGCUGCUGCUGAUGAUUCACGCCGGGUGGUUUCAACCAGAACGGACGCCAACGCCGUCCGUCGUGCACUGAUCCAUCGGUUCGCUCUGUUCGCUCCAUCAGUCAGCAUCCGGCACUCUGGCCAACCAUAUCUGGCCUAUUUUUCAUCGCUGACCCCCCUCUUGUCGUGUUUGAUUUGGUUUUUAUUUUUAGUCCCGUGCGCGCGGGGUUAUUUAUUUGAUUGUUUUUCAAAUGUCCCGCUUUUUUUAAUAACUGAGUGACGUGUGACGAAACUGACGGGCCGAGUGUGAUUGCUUGGUCGUGCCUGUUUUUAGUGACCGCUGUGCCGCCGCAAAGUGACCCCCGAAGUGUUCAAGUUGGACGCGAUUCGUCUCAUUUUCCAUCCGUACGCGUUCCAUGCACCAAUCAUCCACCUGUCGCCCAUUGAAUAGCACGUCAUGGUCACCAGGAAUCUCCUAAGAUUCGCCGUUUUGUCUAUCCUGACUCUGAUCGUCGUCUCUUUCGUCGCAGACAGUCAUGCAGGUGGUGGCGCGGAUAACCGAAGGCCGAGCGGUGGGAAGACGCCGCUGACGAUGCGCCGUUCUGAUUUGUUGCUGAGCAGUAAUUCGCUGAUGAAUAUCCGCCGGAAGCCGGAUGAGAAGAGACGCCAGAAAGAGGACAAAUACUUCUUCAAUUCGGUGAUGGAGCGACAGCGCCGCAAACCUCGGCCGACCAGCGCCAUUUGCAAGAAUUUCCCGGGCCUCAGCAAAAAGCAGUUGGAGCUCUGCUUUCGCUACCCUGACGUCAUGUCGGCCGCCAUCGGAGGUCUGCAGUUGGCCGUUAACGAAUGCCAGUUCCAGUUCCAGAAGCACCGCUGGAACUGCUCGGCCCUGGAGAGGAAGAACCGCAAUCCUCACAGCAGCAAUUUUCUGCAGAAAGGCUAUCGAGAAACAGCGUUCGCUUACGCCGUCUCAUCUGCCGGGGUGGCGCAUUCCGUGUCCAAGGCUUGCGGCCAAGGUAAAUUGGAAUCGUGCGGAUGCGAUCCCAAGAGCCAGCGCGGUAACGGCGGUUUCGGAUCGUCGUCGACGCUGGCCGAUUGGCGCUGGAGCGGCUGCUCGCACAAUAUGGAUUUCGGCGUCAAGUUCUCGCGCUUCUUGCUCGAUUCGCGCCAGCGCGGACAGGACAUUCACUCGCGGAUUCACUUGCACAACAGCCACGUCGGCCGAACCGUAGUUGGAGCCAAUUCGGAGAUCCGAUGCAAAUGCCACGGCAUGUCCGGCAGUUGCGAGAUGAAGACUUGCUGGAAGGCGGUCCCGGAAUUCCGGCGCGUCGGCACCGUCCUCAAGGAGCGCUUCAACCAGGCCGUCUUGGUGGAUCAAUCUCAGCUGGGCAACGAGGCUGGCAGCAGCAGCAAAGGGCGGCAGUUCGCCCGGCGCAUCCGAGACACCGACCUGCUCUUCUACGAACGGUCGCCCAAUUUCUGCGAGGAGCGGCCGGACGUCGACUACCCAGGAAUCACGGGGCGACGGUGCAACAAGACGGGCGACGAGCUGGACAACUGCCAGUCGCUGUGCUGUGGGCGCGGUUACAACGUCGUCCGCCAGAAGAGGACGGAGCGCUGCCACUGUCGCUUCCACUGGUGCUGCUCCGUCGUGUGCAACAACUGCACAGUCGAGCAAUGGGUCACCGUAUGCAAAUAAAACGUCUACCCCCUUUUGAUCAUCGUUGGCCGCUAUCUCUUUGUAAUGUUUGUUCGAAUGCCCAGUUCUGUUUCAACCCUCCCCAAUAAAAACUCUUGGAUACGAUCCCCAUUCAUCCCCGUCGUGACCCUCACCAGUUGACAUUACAUAAUGAUAUAUUAUAUAUACUGUAUGAUGAUAUAUAGACUACAUUUUGCCGAAUAUACCCGGUGCUAUAUUUGCUUUUUUGUUUUCAUUGUAUUUCGUGUGAUUGUUCUAACCACCAGUAUAAACCUGACUGUCGAUCUCUCUUUGUUGAGAAAACAAUAAUAACAAAUACAUACGUGUACAGAUA